AUGCCUUCCGCCGCUGGAUCCGAGGAAGUCGACCCCGGCCGAGUGCAAGAGAGCAGUCUGGGUCUUAUCAUGGGCGUGUCAUCGACGUUGCACGUCGUGGCUCUUAUUGUCGUCCUCUCCGCCGGGGGAGCGUUUAUAUGCUAUCUCGUCCAGACCCAACACGGUCUCGGGACGCAUAUCGAAUUUGUGUCAAAGCCUGACCAACUCGCAUACGGCGCGGCAUCUUUCGCAAUGACAAUAAUCAACAUCUUCGGUCUCGCUCUCCUGAAGAUAUCACUCGCUCUGUCGCUCUUGCGCCUCAGCACGGGGAAGACCUUCUCCAGGGUGCUAUGGGCGACAAUUACCUUCGUGGCAUUGUACAGCUUCUUCGCUUGGAUGGCCCUCUUCUUAUACUGCAAGCCGAUGGAAGGGUUCUGGAACAAGUCAACCAAGCCCAGCUGUUACGAUAUCAAGUUGUUCAUCAAGUUCGCCCUGGUUAACACAGCCUUCAACAUCUUCACGGAUGUCGCGCUGGCGUCCCUGCCGCUGAUCAUCGUCCUCGGCCUUGGAUGGAUCGCUGUUGGCCUAGGUGUAGUGAAGGCAAUUUACCAGAUUCAAUUCGCCAAUGUGGUCGACAAGACGUUCGAGCUCAACAUCCAGUUCUGGGGAUUCCUCCAACUAAACGUCGGCCUCAUAGUAGCCUGCGCACCGCAGCUCAUGAAGCUGCUCAACCCCAUUCUCAAGCUCUCGACAGAGCGUUACUACAAUCCCUACAGAAGACGAUCCCGGUCCCUCAAGAACAUACUGGGCCCCGAUAGCCUUAGCGGCGGAUACAUCAAGCAGGAGAGUAAUGGGUCGCACAGCCUUGCCCAGGACGACGACCUCGAGUUGAACGAGCUGCCCAUCAUCGCUAUGGACGCGUGCCAUGCGAGCGCACACGGCGGUAGUGCGAAGGAUGUUGAAGCCGGACUUGCAAUCCCAAGGAAGACGCUUCUGCGCAAGCACACGGUGUCACAAAGGAGCCCGACAGAGCCGAGGCCGUCAGACAGCGAUGAGUCGAUUUUCGGGGGCGUCGUCGUUGACCCACGUACCAAGGGCAUUCUGCGGACCACCGAGGUCAUAGUUUCGUCUCGAUAG
Messenger RNA from Anthostomella pinea, 1116 nucleotides. The record is from the annotation of a GenBank genome assembly. NCBI's taxonomy places the organism in Eukaryota, Fungi, Ascomycota, Sordariomycetes, Xylariales, Xylariaceae.